AAAAAGAAGAAGGAAAAAGCAUGUCAGGACGCAAAUGUUAUCCCUGGGACUUACAUGAUCGACACACUCAAGAUAAGUCAGUUGUAAACAAAAUGCAGCGCAAGUACUGGGAGACGAAACAGGCAUUUAUUAAAGCCACGGGGAAGAAGGAAGAUGAGUAUGUGGUUGCCUCGGACGCCGACCUGGAUGCCAAACUAGAGCUGUUUCACUCAAUUCAGAGAACCUGUUUGGACUUGUCUAAAGCAAUUGUACUUUAUCAAAAGAGGAUAUGCUUCUUGUCUCAAGAAGAAAACGAACUGGGGAAAUUUCUUCGAUCCCAAGGCUUCCAAGAUAAAACCAGAGCAGGAAAAAUGAUGCAAGCAACAGGGAAGGCCCUCUGCUUUUCUUCCCAGCAAAGAUUGGCCUUGAGAAAUCCUUUGUGUCGCUUUCACCAAGAAGUGGAGACGUUUCGGCACCGGGCCAUCUCGGACACUUGGCUGACAGUGAACCGCAUGGAGCAGUGCCGGACGGAGUACAGAGGGGCGUUAUUGUGGAUGAAGGAUGUGUCGCCGGAGCUGGAUCCAGACCUCUACAAGCAAAUGGAGAAGUUCAGGAAGGUACAAACACAAGUACGCCUUGCCAAGAAAAACUUUGACAAAUUGAAGAUGGAUGUGUGUCAAAAAGUGGAUCUUCUUGGAGCGAGCAGAUGCAACCUCUUGUCUCACAUGUUGGCAACGUAUCAGACCACUCUGCUUUAUUUUUGGGAGAAAACCUCUCACACCAUGGCAGCCAUCCACGAGAGCUUCAGAGGUUAUCAACCCUAUGAAUUCACUACAUUAAAGAGUUUACAAGACCCUAUGAAAAAACUCAUUGAGAAAGAAGAAAGGAAAAAGAUCGCCCGUCAGGAAAGUACAGAAGCAGCAGCUGAGGAGCCAAAUCAGUUAAUUUCAUUAGCUGAUGAAAACCAGAGCAUGGAAUCCUCGACCAUUUACCCAUGUUGUUUACAGCUGAAAGGGGAAAAGUAUUUAUCUGCUGUAGACAAAAACUCUACACAUAAUGCAUGCUCAGGACGAGUGGAUGAGCUACUAGACAUGAAACCGGGGGAUGCUGCGUGCCUGAGCCCCACGGCCGGGGCAGUGGAACCAGAAGGUGCUGACAAAGACGACCUGCUGCUGCUGAGCGAGAUCUUCAACGCCUCUGCUCUGGAUGAGGGCGAGUUUAGCCAAGAGUGGGCUGCUGUCUUUGGAGACAGCCGGCUGAGAGAGCCAGCUCCCGCUGCGGCCCCCGAAGAACCGGAGCCCAAGACCCAGGCGGGGGCGGGCUUCCUCCCUUCCCAGCUGCUGGACCAAAACAUGAAAGACCUGCAGGCCUCCCUUCAAGAGCCUGCCAAGGCUGCCUCGGACCUGACCGCCUGGUUCAGCCUCUUUGCUGACCUCGACCCUUUAUCGAACCCUGAUGCUGUUGGGAAAACUGAUAAAGAACACGAAUUGCUCAAUGCAUGAGUCUGCAGCCUUUGGGUGGGGACACACCUGCCCCCCUUCAGCAACACCGUGGUGGUGGUGGUGGGGGUAGCACAAGUAUGAAGUGAUCAGAAUACUGUUUUAACAUGGACGUGCCAUUUCAAUAAAGGGUGAGAGGCCCUGUUUAUAUUGGUAUAAUUAUUUACUAUUGUUUGGUAUAAAGGGUUUUAGUAUGUUGUCCUGUUGAUCUUAACAAUACUGGAUUGUCUGGGGAUGGUUUCCCAGCAGGCCACUCUCUGGCCGACCCCCUCGCCCACCCCUACCGUGGCUGCUGAUGGUCCCUGGCCUCCUGGGAGAGCCACAUUCAAACCAUAAAUCUGUUUGUAACCAUAGGUUUAAGGGACUAAUCACAGCCUCUGGCAGCAAGAGGCUAACACCUUAAAUGUUCUCCCCUGCCCCUCUUAGAGGGGCUGCAGGGCAGCCCCCUUCCUCCUGUCAUGUCACCUUCCAGCAGUCCAGCUAAAGAACGCACACACACACUGGCUGUCUGCAUCACCUGGGCCCUCUCGGCAAUGGAAAGCAGCCACAUUUGCCAAGAUCAGCGACUCCCCUUGACCCUCUGAGGCUGGAAUCCAGGGCACGCUUUCCCAGAGCCCCGUGUGAGGUCAUCUUUGUUUUGUUUUUUUAAUUAAACGAGAAAUAUUUUACACGAAAA
Messenger RNA from Echinops telfairi (small Madagascar hedgehog), 2154 nucleotides. It is a transcript of the gene ICA1, whose product is annotated as islet cell autoantigen 1. Gene Ontology annotation, biological process: regulation of transport. The coding region runs from base 21 to 1481 and encodes 486 amino acids. The record is from RefSeq and is a predicted model, not a curated record. Lineage: Eukaryota; Metazoa; Chordata; Mammalia; Afrosoricida; Tenrecidae. The transcript is spliced from 13 exons. Gene Ontology annotation, cellular component: Golgi apparatus. Gene Ontology annotation, molecular function: protein domain specific binding.